AUGCUCAAGGAAUGUGUUGAAGCAAUUCGCCGCGAGUGCGGCAAAGACUUCCUUAUUGCAACAAAAAUCAAUUUUGAUGAUGGUUACAAUGGAGGAUUAGUUGCAGAAGAAGUUGCCAAAAUAUGUGGAUCAACUAACGGAGUUGAUCUAUGGGAAUAUUCAAAUACCCUGAAAGCUGUCAGGAACUCUUUGGAUCCAAAAACUGCUCGUCCAGUUAAAGGUGGAUGGCAUAUUAAAACACUUCCAAUUCUAAGAAAAGGUACUGAUGCAAAGAUUGCAAUUGUUGAUAGCAUUAGAAAAAAACACACAUGA
This is a messenger RNA of Trichomonas vaginalis G3, 312 nucleotides long. RefSeq names its product FMN binding. The record is from RefSeq and is a predicted model, not a curated record. The transcript has a single exon. The coding region runs from base 1 to 312 and encodes 103 amino acids. Lineage: Eukaryota; Parabasalia; Trichomonadida; Trichomonadidae.